UGUGGUUUCUCUCUCGCUGAGUUAUUGUGUAUCUGCCAUAUUGAUCCCUGGGAAUUGAAAGCACAUCGUGAACGUUCUUCCCAAUUUCUUCAGUGUUCCUGUGCCCCAGAAAUUUUAUGGUCACCCAACGAAAACGAUGAACUACGCUGGUUAUGGAAAUCACUCAACGAAAGUACAACUGGUGAACUAUGCUUGUUAUGGAAAAUUUUUGUUAAUUGA
Molecule: messenger RNA, 219 nt
Organism: Ambispora leptoticha
Lineage: Eukaryota; Fungi; Glomeromycota; Glomeromycetes; Archaeosporales; Ambisporaceae
Source: the annotation of a GenBank genome assembly